Monopterus albus (swamp eel) is the source of this 4869-nucleotide messenger RNA. Its product is annotated as homeobox protein Meis2-like. Gene Ontology annotation, molecular function: DNA binding. NCBI's taxonomy places the organism in Eukaryota, Metazoa, Chordata, Actinopteri, Synbranchiformes, Synbranchidae. Gene Ontology annotation, biological process: regulation of DNA-templated transcription. The transcript is spliced from 13 exons. The coding region runs from base 1787 to 2953 and encodes 388 amino acids. The record is from RefSeq and is a predicted model, not a curated record.
AAUGCACUCACUCAUUGCACUGAUUCUGAUUUGGCACUAUGCAAAUAAAACUGAAUUGAAUUGAUUGUGAAUGCCCUUCAGCUCGACCCCCACCUGCUGAGCCGCUCUCUGUAUCAUACUGCUCUGCUGGCCUGCCUAACUUCACUCACCCACUCUGUUCUAUUGCUCAACUCUGCUCCUGCUGCCUGAUCCACCUGCCAGCUACAUGCUGCCAUCCCACUGCUCAUGCCAUAUACUCAGCCCAGCUUCAGUCAUCCACACUGCUAAGUACAAUUCAUUCUGCUCUAGAGCUUAUCUGACCUUACUUUUAACUAUUCUGGUUGUCUCUGAGUUCUCCUUUUGAGUCCUUAGGUCAUGCUACAUAUAACAGAAGGAGGUACAUUUAACCAGAAGGCCUUUUAUUAAACAUUAGAUUACAGACAGUAUUAUAGUGUUUCAGUUAUGACUGUAUAAAAAUGCUCUGUAUAUUUAACUUACAAUAAUGUUUAUUUCACAUUAGCCUACUGAUGCAAUCCAAAAAAUGAUUUAGUUUUGAAGGCGUUUUUCUUCCAGGCAGCCAAUGCUUUUCAUUCAGUUCCAAAAUAGGCAGAAUUUACUUCAUUCAUUUUAAUUCAACACAAUGAACAUCAUGCCACAUGUCACCUUAGGGUCAAAAAACACAUAUUUAUACUGUACAGCUAAAUUAAUUAGAUAAGUCAGCUCUCCAUUAUUCCUGCAAAAAUAAUCAUGAAAAUGACACUGAUAGUAAGUUAACCAAUAGGCCAUAUGCUUGGAAUGCAAAACAAACAAACAAAACAAAACAAACAAAAAAAGGAAAAAUUAUGUCUCACUGCUCACUAUUCAAGUUUGGUAACUAAAGUAGGCCUACGGCUUCUGAAAUCAUUUAAGAGUAUUUAGUCUCAGUGGUUGUUCAGAACUAGCCUUCAGUCUGCAAUGGGCCUCAAACAAGCAAAUGACAAGUGACAUUCCUUAUUAAUUAUUUUCUAAAACUAUUUCACUAUGGAAUUGGACAUUUUCGCGCCAUUGCAGGAUUAGGUUGUUAUAAGGAUCCUAGUUAAGCUUUUGUGGUGCCAAACUCCACUAUCCUCAGGAGGUGCUUACUAUUGAUACAUGUUUCAGCCUAAUUAAUAAGGAGCCUCCAGUGGCCAUAGUAACAACGACACAAGCAAAGGGCAUAGUACAGUCUGUAAUGACGACACAGUCCGUUUUAUCGGCUAUUUUAUUGGUGCGCUUCCUUCUGAUGCUGAAACUACCUGUUUUCUCUACAGGAUCAAUAAAUGUUCAGUUUUGGUUUAUGUUGAAAGUAAUGUCAGCAAGACAACGUUUAAAAACUUAGCAGAGGCACGGGCUGAUUACACCCUCCCUCCAUAUUCCGUCAUCAGCGUAUCCUGUAGGGAGCUCCUAUAAGCGGCUUCGCAGCAGACCUGCAAACAGUGAGUGUGUCGGCGCGCAGAGACAUGGGGACCAGGCCACACUGAGAGGAAAGAUCUGAGUCGCGGACCGUCAUUUCAGUGAAAGGGAUAUGCUUGGAUCUAACAUCAGACUAUCUAUAAGAUAAGCACUUAUAUUUAUAAGAAGUUGGUCAGUUUUCAAUGAACUGCUGGUAACGUCAGGACAGAUGUUGUUUCCCACAUGUUUUCCUUCACUUUGCAUUGAUUUCAGUUAUUAUUGACUUACUCCAUGUCAUAGGACCGGAUUAUAAUUCCCUCUUGGAUAUAAAAGUCUUCAAAUCAACUUCUCAUCAACACUAAGCCUCUCUUUACAAGGCUGGAAAUUGCGCAAGGAGAUGGCGCAAAGGUACGAUGAACUGGCUCAUUAUGGAGGCGCGAUGGACGGAGUAGUUCCAUCCUCCAUGUACGGAGACCCACACGCCACCAGGCCCCUGCCACAGGUCCACCACCUGAACUACGUGCCACCCCUGCACCCGACGCAGCACUAUGGAGCCCACGCGCCACACAUCACGCCCAGCAUGGGCAGCGCAGUAGACGACGCACUGAAGAGAGACAAGGACCAAAUCUAUGGCCACCCUUUAUUCCCCCUUCUGGCUCUGGUGUUCGAGAAGUGCGAACUGGCGACCUGCACGCCCAGAGAACCCGGGGUGGCAGGUGGAGACGUCUGCUCAUCCAACUCCUUCAGUGAAGAUAUAACCGUGUUUGCAAAACAGAUCCAUGCAGAGAAACCUUUAAUUUCCUCCAACCCAGAGCUGGAUAACUUGAUGAUACAAGCAAUUCAAGUCCUUCGAUUUCAUCUCCUAGAAUUAGAAAAGGUUCAUGAGCUCUGUGAUAACUUCUGCCACCGGUAUAUCAGCUGUCUGAAAGGCAAAAUGCCCAUAGACCUGGUCAUAGAGGAGCGAGACAUGUGCAAGUCAGACUUUGAUGACCUCUCUGGAUCCUCCACCAACCUUGCAGAUCAUAACCCAACGUCAUGGAGAGACAUGGAUGACGCCCACUCCACACCCUCUGUGGGCACCCCAGGACCAUCCAGUGGGGGACACAUGUCACAGAGUGGAGACAACACCAGUGAACUCGGAGAUGGCCUUGAAGCCAGCCUGGCAUCAUCAGGCACAGGAGACGAGGAUGACCAGGACAAAAAGAGGCAGAAGAAACGCGGCAUAUUCCCCAAAGUGGCCACAAAUAUAAUGAGAGCAUGGCUUUUCCAGCACCUUACACAUCCUUACCCAUCUGAGGAGCAGAAAAAACAGCUAGCACAAGACACAGGCCUCACCAUCCUGCAAGUAAACAACUGGUUUAUUAAUGCAAGGAGGAGAAUAGUGCAGCCCAUGAUUGACCAGUCCAACAGAGCAGUAAGUCAGGGUACAGCUUACAGUCCAGAUGACCAACCAAUGGGAGGCUUUGUUCUUGAUGGGCAACAGCACAUGGGUCUUCGACCUGGAGGGCCCAUGGUUGGCAUGGGGAUGAACAUGGGCAUGGAUGGUCAGUGGCACUACAUGUAAAACCACUGCACUGAGGCAAGCCUGAACAAAGUUUUAGGCAACACAGCUUGUUAAGCUGUUUCCAGUGUCAGAACCUAAGGAGCAGUACAACCCAUACUUCCCUUAACCAUCACCUUGCACAACCUCACGGGCUGAUGCGGACAGUUUUUCUUUGCUUUUCCAUUGGAUUUUAUGUUGUGUUGCGCUUUGUGUAGAGGAGGGUGAGGCUGCGCUUCUCGCACACACAGUCAGCUGAACAGAGGACAUGAAGGAUCACUCUGUAGUGCAACAAUCAGCCAGUAACAGAGACUGUAUGAGCAGUUUAUCAAACAGCUGUUGAAGAAGUAUAACACAAACUUGCAGAAAUGUGCCAUCUUCACCGCUUUUCUGGAGGUCUGCUCUAUGAACCCCCUGCUAUUUACAUUUUACACAGGGUGCUUGUAAUGCUAAUGGUUGAGCUGUAAAGACACUGACAACCAAUCACUGGCAACAGCUUUGCUAACACUCACCGCCUCCCCCCUCACUCUCCUGGUACUUGAUUUUAGUACUACUUCCUGAGAGUUGUUGAAAUUUUGCUCUGGGAAUGCAGAACAAGUAUUAUGGGGUUUGAUACGUUUUGAUAGGUUUCUAAGGUGGAAAAACUAUAUUAGUGUAUUGGUUUUCAGAAAUUAAAAUAUUCAGAGAUGAUUAAUGUUUGUGACAACUUCAGUCUUAAUUUCCAUUAUUUCUAUCAAUAAUAGUUUAGAGGGGGGUACACUGGGGGGACUUUGAACUGAUGAUACUGGGAGUUCUUAAAACCCUACUACAGUGUUACCAUAACUGACAAAAAUGCUCAAGAAAACUAAGAAAGUAUGUCCCAGUUUGUAAUCAAUUGUAAUUUCCUUUAUGUCUCAAGUACAAGAGACUGUCUGAGAUUACACUAUACUGCUUAUCCCACACCUUAUCUUCACCUCCUGGUAUCUGAUUAAGAAUCGGGGCAAUGCUACCCCUUCUCCUUCUCCUCCAGACUCAAUCAGCUCCCCACCACUGCUGACAGUUCUCAAAUCAAGACAUACAGCCUACCGAAGGCACCCAAGCACAGAGAAUUUUAUUUAAUGCCCACUCUCCACUGCUCAAUGAGCCAAGCUUUAAUGACACUUACCUUGAUUAAUAUAGCUCUUUAUAUGUAAAUAGGAGCUACAUUUGCUUCAUUCCUCCCCCGGGCCAAUUUUUGCCAACACAGCCACCACUUCCCUGUCUAAUAACUCCCCUAGUUUUACUAAUGAACUUCAAAGGGCAGAUAGUGACGUGACAUCUACAAAGUAAAUAAAUACAUCUAGAUCUGCAUAAAGAUACCAGGCUCUCAACCUACAUGCUGCCUAGAUAUUUUUGAAGACUAAUUGUUUCUUAUUGAAUGAGUUACACUUAAAUGCUCUAUAGAUUUGAAUGUUUUUGACUGCCCAAAUUUUAUAUGUGGUGAAAAGCAGUAAAUCUCUGAGGCUUUUCCAUGCAUGAUAAAGCCCGAGCCAUAACAUUUUGCCAUUAGGGAAUACAUGAUUGAAUCUGCAUUUUUUAAAAUUCUUCUCUUUGCUGCACAACACAGCUCACACUAUGCAAAGUUUUAUUAUAUACUGCUCAUCUUAACUUUACAUGUUUGGCAGAAAAUAUCUGGAGUUCAAUUCAUGAUGUAAUAUGAUGGAAGAGCAAUGUCAUCAAAAUAUUUUUUAGAUUAAAAUCAAAAGUGGAAGUUUAUUAUUAAGUGGAAGCACCAGGCACGAGUGAGCAGGCUGACCCCAGGACAGUGAUCUGGAGACAGAGACGAAAACGAGUCAAGAAAGGAGGGCUCCAUGCUAGGCUAAAACCUCUCACUACCCGACCGUUACUACCCAACCUCUUCCUAGCUAACGAACAGUCUCUGGAAAACAAAUUGGACGAGCUAAGAGCUAGGAUUACAACAG